CGGGGCAGUAGCGCGAGCCCGGCAGCGGCGCGCCCCCCUCCCCUUUCUCCCUCCCGGGUUCACGCCCGAGUUCUGCCCGUGCCCAGUCGUGCAACUUCCAGACUCCCAGGUAGGGAGGGGCCCCGCGUCAGCACUGCCAACUGCCCUAACAUCGGACACUCGGCCUCUGUGGAAAAAGCGGCCGCCCGGGAUUCCCUUCCCUGCCUUGGGGUGCAUCUGUUCAAACUCUUCUGGCCCUUCAAGCAGAAAUGAUGUCAGAUCUGGGCCAGACCCCUCUUUCAGUGACUCAGACAGAGCUGCCUGCUGUUCGGGAAGGAUCAGGGUGGAUGGCCCUUAGCCUCUCUCUUCUGAAGUGAUUCACGCCCCCCGGCGGGCUUCGGGCCCGGGCGCCUUCAUCUUUUCCCUGGGACUCCCCUCCACUUUGCUCCUUACACUCCCUCUGGGUUUCCUGCCUCCCUCUUCAGCGGUGGGACCCAAGGCUGGACCAAAGCCUCUAGGGAAGAGCCCUGCCAUCAAGGAAGGCAGCACAAGACCAGACCCCACCCAUGCACCCUUCUCAAGACAACCCGAAGGCACCUGCGGAGCUGCUGUCCUAAGGAGCUGAGGGCCCGGGCACGCCAUCCUGCGGGAGGAGCCAUGGUGUUUAGGAGGGGCAGUUCUCGGUCAUGGCCUGGCCUGGGAGGUGGCAGUGUUUGCACAGGCUCCCUGGGGAUGCUCAGGGCUGCCCUGCUACUUCUCAGCCUGCCGUUGGGGGCCCAGGGAACUUCCCAUGCCAACCUCAGCAUGGCUCUGGGCCAUCCUGGGCCACCGCCAGGGGGCCGCUACCUGAGCAUCGGGGAUGGCUCCGUGGUGGAGUUCGAGUUCCCAGAGGAGAGCGAGGGCAUCAUUGUGAUCUCGAGCCAGUACCCGGGUCAGGGCACCUGGCCAGGGCCCAGCCCUAUGCUGCGGGUCACCUCCCUGGAUCCAGAGGUGCUGACCAUCAAGAAUGUGAGUGCCAUAACCUGGGGCAGUGGGGGCAGCUUCGUGGUGAGCAUCCACUCAGGCCUGCCCGGGCUAGCCCCGCUCCACAUCCAGCUUGUGGAUCCCCAUGAGACCCCACCCAUGCUGAUCGACGAGCGGAGAGAUUUCUGCAUCAAGGUGUCCCCUGCCGAAGACGCCCCCGCCACGCUCGGCGCCGACCUGGUCCACUUCUCGGAGAACCCAAUACUCUACUUGCUCCUGCCUCUUAUCUUUGUCAACAAGUGUUCGUUCGGGUGCAAAGUGGAGCUCGAGGUUCUGAAGGGGCUCCUUCAGAGCCCCCAGCCCAUGCUGCUGGGCCUCCUGGGCCAGUUCCUAGUCAUGCCCUUCUACGCUUUCUUGAUGGCCAAGGUCUUCAUGCUGCCCAAGGCCCUGGCUCUGGGCCUCAUCAUCACCUGCUCAUCGCCCGGAGGCGGGGGGAGCUACCUCUUCAGCCUCCUCCUUGGAGGGGACGUCACCCUGGCCAUCUCCAUGACUUUCAUCUCCACAGUGGCUGCCACUGGUUUCCUGCCACUGUCCUCAGCCAUCUACAGCCGCCUGCUGAGCAUCCACGAAACACUCCAUGUGCCCAUCUCCAAGAUCCUGGGGAGCCUGCUGUUCAUCGCCAUUCCCAUCGCAGCAGGCGUGCUGAUCAAGUCCAAGCUCCCCAAGCUCUCUCAGCUGCUGCUGCAGGUCAUCAAGCCCUUCAGUUUUGUGCUGCUUCUGGGAGGCCUCUUCCUGGCCUACCGCAUGGGGGUCUUCAUCCUGGCGGGCGUCAGGCUGCCCAUCGUGCUAGUGGGCAUCACUGUGCCCCUGGUCGGCCUCCUGGUGGGCUACUGCCUGGCCACAUGCCUAAAGCUGCCAGUGGCCCAGCGGCGGACGGUCAGCCUCGAGGUGGGGGUGCAGAACAGCCUGCUGGCUUUGGCCAUGCUGCAGCUGUCCCUCCGCCGCCUUCAAGCCAACUACGCCUCCCAGGCCCCCUUCAUUGUGGCACUGAGCGGCACCUCGGAGAUGCUGGCCUUGGUCAUUGGCCACUUCAUCUAUAGCAGCCUGUGCCCAGUUCCCUGAGGCCCCUGGGUCGAGCUUUUGCCACCCCCUAGCCCCCACCCUCCACCCACUGUCCCACAGUUCUUGUGUACCAAAGGCCUUUAGUUCUCAUGCACUAUGCACUCAGAAAAAUCCAGGCUUAUUUUUUUUACUGGUUUUUUAUUCUCCAGCUUUCAGUGCCAAAGAGGCCAUGCAGAGUUAGGUAGGUGGGCACUACCCAGAAAAUAUAUUUCAAUAAAAGAGAAAAACAA
Pteropus alecto (black flying fox) is the source of this 2294-nucleotide messenger RNA. RefSeq names its product solute carrier family 10 member 3 (gene SLC10A3). Gene Ontology annotation, molecular function: bile acid:sodium symporter activity. The record is from RefSeq and is a predicted model, not a curated record. The coding region runs from base 637 to 2064 and encodes 475 amino acids. Gene Ontology annotation, cellular component: membrane. The transcript has 2 exons. Lineage: Eukaryota; Metazoa; Chordata; Mammalia; Chiroptera; Pteropodidae. Gene Ontology annotation, biological process: bile acid and bile salt transport.